Molecule: messenger RNA, 1119 nt
Organism: Tetrahymena thermophila SB210
Lineage: Eukaryota; Ciliophora; Oligohymenophorea; Hymenostomatida; Tetrahymenidae
Product: ThiF family protein
Exons: 7
Biological process (GO): protein sumoylation
Cellular component (GO): SUMO activating enzyme complex; cytoplasm
Molecular function (GO): SUMO activating enzyme activity
Source: RefSeq, a predicted model, not a curated record
AUGGAAGUAGAAUAAGUUUAGGAAUAGUCUUAAAAUUAAAAAGAAAUUUCAAAUGAAGAACUUUAAGUCUAUGAUAGACAAAGGUUCAUAGGAGUUGAAGUAUAAAAAAGAUUAUUAAACGCCAAAGUUUUUAUCACUCCUGCAAAUGGUGUUAACACAGAAUUAGCAAAAAAUUUAAUUCUUUGCGGUACAAAUAUAUCAAUUGCUGAUAACGAGAUUGUCAACUAGGAUGAUGUUGAAACAAAUUUCCUUAUUGCACCUCACGAUUUAGGAAAAAUAAGAGGUGAAGUUGUUAAAGCUAAGCUAUAAGAUAUGAAUCCAAUGGUUAAAAUAGACCUUUAUCAAACAUUUGAUAUUAAGUCAUUUUACUAAAAAUAUAUUCUUGAAAACAAUGUUGAUUGUUCUUUUACUAAAGAAUUCUUCAAUUAAUUCAAUAUAAUAACUUCUUCAACUCCAAUCUUUAAAGAAAUGGAAUUGUAUGACGAAAUAAGUCACUUUUUAAAUAUUCCUUAUUACAACCAACUUUGCUGUGGUCUUUAUGGUUUCUUUUAUGUUUCUCUUGGCUCUCUAUUCGAAUUGACACAAGCUAAACCUAAGAUAUAAAAGACAAAAAUUGUUUAAGGAAAACUUGUCAAAGAACCUAUUUUAUUUGAGUAUUUCCAUAAAGUUAGCUUGAAAUCAGAAAAAUUAAAAAAUUUCCUUGGAACAAAUCCCAGAGGAUCAAAGCCAGUAUACCAUGCAAUUCAAAUGAUGAAAAGAGCAGAAGAUUUAAAUUUAAGAUAUGAUCCUUACAAUCACAGUGAGGAAAACUAAAAGGUUUUAGAAUAAAUAGUAGAGCUUGCUCAAGAAAAAAUUAAAAAUGAGGAAGAUAGAGAAUUCUAUACAAAUUUUGCAAAAUUCUAUGGAAUUGAACACUGUCCAGUAUACUCAGUUAUUGGAAGUGUAGCAAGCCAAGAAUUUAUCAAAGUUAUUGCCAAGGAUAAAAUGCCUGCCCUUAAUUGGUUUGUAUAUGAUAGCUAAAUUGGAUAUGGUAAAAUAGAAAGCUAAACUGAUAAAAUAGAUGCAACAUAUGUAGAUUUACCUGAGUUAACAAGAAAAGUUGAAGAAUAGCAAGAAUGA